GGUUUUCGCCUAUUCGCUUCUUCACUAGAGAAGUAGUAGGUAAGGUCUAAGUUUAGCCCUAGGCCCAGCUGUUUUUCGCCGCUAAGUACUACUGCCUCGGCCUAUGUCUAAUCACUGAUUACUGUACUUGUUUGAACUAAUCACGGAGAGAGGGCGCCAGAGAUGUAAAUAAAACAAGGACACAAGCAUGGCCGACGACGUGUCAGAGAUCAUUGAUGAAAACACCUCCAAAUUAAUACUUGAGCGGUUAAAUGCUUUUGGAGAUAGUUUCCUUGAUGAUGAUUACAGAGAAAAAAAGAAAACAAUCAAAAAGAAAAACACCAAUGAAAUAAAUAAAAAUGGAAUGAAAAAGAAAAAGGGAAAAGUAAAUUCAAGAACAGAGGAAGUAACUGCUGACAGUGACAAUGUAAAUUCACAGAAAACCUACAAACUGUCGGAAUUUGAUAAAGAAAUUGAAAUUUUCAAACAAUCAGAAGACUUAAAAAAGGAAGAAAUGGAAUCAAAACGAAAAAGGAAAAAAAAGAAACCCAAGAAGGAAGUAGAAGUCGUUGUUUUCAAUGAUCCAUCAAAGAGGAAAAAGAAACAGGAAGAUGAGAAAAUUGUUGAUGAUUCCAGGGAUGGAAUUAUGAGUUUAAAAAAGGCUAAAAUUGAUGUUCAUCAAUUUGGUCUUGGUGGCUUUACAUAUGAAGAUAAAGAAAAGAUGGAAAUGCAGAGAGCUAUUAGACUUGGGGCACGGCCUCCAAAGAAAGAAUAUAUGAAUUAUAAGGAACUCAUUAAAAAGCAGAAAGAGCAACGAGAGGCUGAUGCCAAACAGAAGGAAAUUAACCGCAAGUUAGGCAUCAAAGUGAGCAAGAAACCAGAGAAGAUAGUCCUAAAGCACAAAGGUUUCUGGGUUGAUCCUACACAACAGCGAGGUGUUUAUAUUGAUGGACAAGUUGGCAAAUUUAGACGCGGUAUGCAGAUUGUUUCCAAGAAAGAUUUGAAAAUAAAAUCGAGUAAAUCAAAAACAUUUAAAAAGACAAGCAUUAAGUUAUGAUGCUUAUCCUUCAGACAAGAACAGACAGAUGGAAACUAACACAUUAGUGCAGUAUUGCAAGUUUUAAUAAUGCAUUUUCUUUUAACAUUUUUUUCAAGAAAAUAUAAAAUCAAGGUGUUAAAAAUUAUGUAUCACUAAUUAGUCUUCAUUGGAAUUUUUUGGGAAAUAAAUCUGAAGUAAAGAAUUUC
Molecule: messenger RNA, 1224 nt
Organism: Anneissia japonica
Lineage: Eukaryota; Metazoa; Echinodermata; Crinoidea; Comatulida; Comatulidae
Exons: 7
Coding region: 188-1036 (282 amino acids)
Source: RefSeq, a predicted model, not a curated record